GAGGCGUGCCCGCGCCCAGGGGCACUGUGGGUAAUGUAGUCCCGCCCCGAGGUAUUGUGGGUAGCGUACUUCCGCGCCGCGCUCUGGUGGUUCGGAACGCUGUGGCCAUCAUUCCACGCUUGUCAUCAAGCCUGCCCUUAGCCGCUGACUCUCGGGGACAGAGGGUCGGGAAAGCACGGAGACGGGGCCGGUGCCAGCCCUGCUGUAGGAGUUCCGGCUUCCGAAGGGAGAGUUCAGGUCCUGGUCUACCUCUUUCUCGGCGUCAUCUUGAACGAAGUGCUGAACCUCCUGGAGCUGUGGUCGUGAUACCUUAUUUUAGUGAAGAGCUCCCUAGCUGCAGGCUUAGGGGUUUCCAACCUGUUGUCUGGCCUGGGAGAGAAUCCUGAGGCUGAAGCUGCUUGCUUUGUACCAGCUCUGCUUCUGCAGCUGGACUCUUCUCUAAGAAGAGCACUCAGCAGACCAAGAAUAUGGCCCCAGGUCUCCUGACAACCAGGGAUGAGGCAUUAAUGGGCUUCAGGGAUGUGGCUGUGGCCUUCACCCAGAAGGAGUGGAAGCUGCUGAGUCUUGCUCAGAGGAUCCUUUAUCGGGAUGUGAUGCUGGAGAACUACAGUCAUAUGGUGUCUCUGGGAAUUGCCUUUCCUAAACCAAAACUUAUCACACAACUGGAACAAGGCGACGAGCCCUGGAGAGAGGAGAGCGAAUAUCUUCCGGACCUUUGUCCAGCAGAACCAAGAACAGAAUUCCAGUCCUGUCUCUCCUGCCCGUUGACUUUUUCCAGUCCAGAGUUCCUCAGUCAACAUGUUCUAUGCAGUCACUCCCCUCAGAUCUUCCCAGAUGCAUGUGCAGCAAGCCACUUCUUCUUCGAAGCUCCAAGCUGCUUGAAUGACAAAGCAGAAGAUGGUGAGAGAGAAAGCUCUGGCACUGUAUUUGGGAGGCUGCAGCUGAGCAGGACUUCGAGAGCAUUCUUAAUCCCAUCUCAAGGUCAGACAGUAGACCAGGAAUGCAACAGUGGUGGAGGAAUAGAGCGGGGCAUGUGCCCUGAGGAGGCAGACACAGUGUUGACAGAGGCAGACAUCUCAGAAUCUGGAGCAGUCAUAUGUGAAAAAUUCAGACUAGGACUUAGCCUGGAGUCAAGCCUCGUUACUCUCCCGAAGCAUCAUGUGUGUCCUGAAUGUGGCAGAAGCUUCUGCCAGAGGUCAGACCUCAUCAAGCACCAAAGAACCCACACAGGGGAGAAGCCAUAUAGUUGUCAAGAGUGUGGACAAGGCUUUGGCCGGAAGUCCUCUCUAACCAUACACCAGAGGAAACACUCAGGGGAGAAGCCCUACACGUGCAGGGAGUGUGGGCGGCACUUCAGGUACACGUCCUCCCUAACGAACCAUAAGAGGAUACACUCUGGGGAGAGACCCUUUUUAUGUCAGGAGUGUGGGCGAAGCUUUCGCCAGAAGAUUGCCCUCAUCCUACACCAGAGGACACACUUGGAGGAGAAGCCCUUUGUGUGUCCAGAGUGUGGAAGAGGCUUUUGCCAGAAGGCAUCACUCCUCCAACACCGUAGCUCACAUUCAGGUGAGAGGCCCUUCCUGUGCCUGGAGUGUGGGCGUGGCUUCAGGCAACAGUCACUGCUCAUCAGUCAUCAGGUCACACACUCUGGGGAGAAGCCUUAUGUCUGUGCUGAGUGUGGGCACAGGUUUUGCCAGAAGGUCACCCUCAUCAGACACCAGAGGACACACACUGGGGAGAAGCCUUACCUGUGCUCUGAGUGUGGGCGUGGCUUUAGCCAGAAAGUCUCCCUCAUGGGCCACCAGAGGACACACACAGGGGAGAAGCCUUAUGUGUGCCCUGAGUGUGGGCGUGGCUUUGGUCAGAAGGUCACCCUCAUCAGACAUCAGAGGACGCACACAGGGGCGAGGCCUUACCUGUGCUCUGAGUGUGGACGUACUUUUGGCUUCAAGUCACUCCUCACCAGACACCAGAGGACACACUCAGGAGAGGAGGCUGAGGUGUAUAAAGCCUGUGAGCAAAGACUUGGUCAGAAGACCCACCUCACUUCUGACCAGAGGACAUACUCAGGAGAAAAGCCAUGUGUGUGUGAAGAGUGUGGACGUGGCUUUGGCUUCAAGUCAGCCCUGAUCAGACACCAGCGGACCCAUUCGGGAGAGAAGCCAUACGUGUGCCGGGAGUGCGGCCGCGGCUUUAGCCAGAAGUCUCACCUCCAGAGACAUCGGAGGACCAAGUCUGGCCAUUACCUCCUGGCACAAGAGCUAUUCUGACAUUGCCUUUCCUUUCCCUGUGAGUGUGAAGAUGGCAGAAAUCACUAGGAAAUGUUCUGCUUUCCUGAAAUAGAGAAAAAAAAUUUUGCUUUUUCUUUCAGUGUUUAUUAGACAGUUGGUCUAUCAUUUACUUUCUUAGCAGCAAUCCUCUGUAUGGACUUUUGUUUUAAUAAACUGCUUCUUUACAAACUUGCA
Molecule: messenger RNA, 2465 nt
Organism: Vicugna pacos (alpaca)
Lineage: Eukaryota; Metazoa; Chordata; Mammalia; Artiodactyla; Camelidae
Source: RefSeq, a predicted model, not a curated record